AUGGUAAAGAAGGACCAGUAUGGAAGAACUGAGACUUUUGGUUUCAGAUUCUAUGUACGUUCCUGGUAUAGAGAAGUGUUCGGGAGUUUGCCUGCAGAUAUCAACGGCUACCCAACAAGUGGGAAACUUGAAACAUUAGAGAGACAACGCGUACUGUUUAACCAAGCAUAUCCUGACCGCACGUUUGAAGAUCGUCUCUGGAAACUGCUGCCAGAACAGACCUCUACCUUUCAAAAAUUGCAGACUGGGGAUAAGCGCAACCAGUCCAGUUCAAACGAAAAUAUGAUGUCUGCCUCGGAAUUUGAAGCUCCGAAGGAAAGCAAGAAGCGUAAGUUGGAAAAGAACGAUCCAGAGAACUUCUCCUCACGAAAAAAGCGGGAUAAUGCGGCGUCAACUUCAAUACCAGCUCAACCUACUGUGAGCAAUAAACACUCGCUAUUAUCCGAGGAGCCGCUGAUCAACAACCUGAUAGCAUCGUUAGCAAACGGCAUGAAUAUCCGAGAAACAGACAAGAGUGAUAACGAGCCUCAUUCAACCGCGGUGGGGACUUCGGAAACUCGUACAGGCUCACACAAUGUUGCAGCACAAGACCCGGAGAAUCUCCCAGCUGAUCAUGAAUCUAGAUGCCCAGAUGUCAUGGCCCUUGAAGCGCCAGUAGGCCCAGAUGGGAGGAUCAUAGGUUGGGGACCAGACCCCAGUUCGGUAGCCGUACAAGUGAAAAGGUUUCAGGAUAGCGGAAUCACAAAUGGCACGAUUAUUUUUGACUCACCACCAUUUCAUGAAGAUGAAGAGAAUCGAAUUCCCGAUGAUUGGCUCUCAAGUCACGCUCUUAUGGCUAGGAUGACAGCACGCGCGAAGCGGGCGGAAGCACCCAAGGAAAAACCUACUGAAGAAGCCUUGUACUAUGCUAGAUUCGUCAGACUUGAGAUUGCGCAACAUCGAGAGCCAUCUGUUCUACAGCUUCAUAUAUCAUACGUGACUCAUCAAGUGUCAUUCUUCCACAAAAUGGAACACGAGAGGGGUAAGGAGGGACAGAGAAAGGAAGAUAAUCAAGUAGAAGAUCAAGAGAAUACUUUAGAUCAAGCGAAAGAAACGGGAGGGGAAGAAAGCAAUGGAGACAGAGAUGAUUCGGCGGGACCAAACGGUUCUGGUCAUGAGCUGGCCACGAUAAAUUACAAAGCCCCGAGAAUCACCACCGCCUACGUCGAAACGAACUUGGACUCGCUUAUCCAGACAUUGAUAGAACUGGAAGGAGAAAAGACGGAAGACGCGAUUGAACUCGUACCGUACAUCCGCCAACGUGACAGACUUCAUUACGAUUCCGACCAGUUGCGAGCCUUUGAGACUUCGGGGCCUGGCCGAAAGGCGUCCACAGAAUAUCGAUUUGAGAAGCAUGAGGCUCUGAGAAAAGCCUACGAGUACUACGAAGAUUUCCUGUUUUAUCAAAACUCAACACAUCGUCGCCAACGAACCUGGAGGGUGAAAAGGCAAAGAGAUAGAAAAGGUGUGGCCCGACGUAAGUCCAAAGGACCGAAGCUGUACCCAUAUAAUGUAGCCGAUAAGUUCGUCAAGAUAACGUUAGACCACUACGACAAACUUCGCAUUGGUGGUCAAGAGUACCAAGCAGGGCUCCUGGAUGCGUUCGGGAGGAAACUUGAGACUACCACUGUUGCUUUACCCCAAAUAGGGCCCGCUGAGUUGCACCUAUGGACCCCCCGAUAUAGACGCCUUCCCGUUGGUUUAGGACGUCCACUUCUGGAUCGCGAACAUGUUGAUGAUCCGCAGUCAUUAGUAUUGGACUUAGCGGAAAUUGAGGAACGUCGUGUUGAUGUUGAGAAGAACCCCUCCAGUGCCUGCACAGGUGGGAGUAUGCCAUUGUAUAGCAAUCACAGUGAGAGACGCGCGACGCAAAGGGUUGAAAUGCAGAAACGCGAAGAUGAUACACGUGUGUAUCAUGGGCAGAGUCCCUGGCGCAUAGAAGACUAUCAUUUACGGCCAUCGACUUCCCAGAUGCGCCUCCAGGGAAGAAAUACACCGAGACACCAAGAGAGGUUUCAAGAAAUUCAAGGACAAAACGGCCUCUUCAUUGCUGCAAAAGAAUCGUCGUUUGACUGGCACACUUCGUACGAUUGUCUGGGUUUGGUGAAUCCAGGCUAUACCAUCGACGGCCUGGACAUAUAUAGUGAUGAAGAUGAGUUGGGAACACGCAUAAUAGCUUCAGGUGGUGGCUCUGAUAGUGACAUGAGCGACAUUGAAACUGCGAAUACGGAACCUCGAUCAAACCCACAAAUUCCAAAGGGGCCUGGGAAACCGUUGACACCCGAAGAGAGAGCCAGGAGAAGAGAAGCAUUCGCGGAAAAAGCUGCAGCGGCACAUGGACAGGGAGGGAAGGCAAAAGAAGAACAGGGAAAAUCAAAAGCAGCUAAAGCCCCUGCCAAAAAAUCUAAGAGAAAAUCAGGAAAGGGAAAAUCUGAGGAGGCUGAGCAGCGAUGUCAGCAAGCCAGACUUGAAGCAAGCCAGCUGCGGGAGAGGAAAAGAGCAGCUGGCUAUGACUAUGAAUACGAGGCACACGAAUUUGCCAAACCGAGAAGAAAGCUCCGCGAAGAACACAAAAAGUACAUAACGACUGUCUGGGCCGAAGCUACUGAUGGCCGCCGUGAGCGUCAUAUGGGUCAGCGUGUGCCAGACUCUUCACCACCAACUUCGCCACCACGCGUUGCACACUGGCUGGAUACAAUUGAGAGCUCAAUUCCACGUGGUUUGUCUCACGAUGACUUGAAUUUGCCGGCACGUCAACGAUGCGAACUUGAUCCACACUGUCGUAAGUGGUGGCCACAUACGACAACCGAAGGAUGCUGGCGGGCUCAUGUAGAAGACGCUUUAUAUCUUGGAGACCAAGAUGAGAAUCCUAUUUUGCCCCCAGUGCAGAUGAUAAACAGGAAGGAUUGUUUACUACCGAUACCAGAAAGCGAGAGAGACAUUUACCGAUCUAGACUAGACGAUCAUUAUGGCCGGAACAAGAACGAUGAUGGAGUACAGUGGCCAACAAUAGGCGUGCGAGUACCCUAUGCGCCAACCACAAUUAUAAGCGACCGAAAGGUCAACCCCUCAGAUCGCAAAAAAGAUAUAAAAGGCUGUGCAUUCCAGGAAACGCGAACUCUCAGUGUUCCGCUAAUCAACACUCCACAACGGCAAUGGCAUGUGUUCACUGAAGAUCAUAUUCCAACCGAGUUCUUGGAUGAAGACGAGGCGUCUGAGAGCGAAGACAGCCAAGAUAAAUUCCACUCGGCUUAUAUGGAGGCACCUCGGGCUGUGCGGCGUACUUUGUCAAUGUCAAAUAGUGUCGAUGAGGGAGGCUCGUACGACCAGCCAGGUCAGGAAGAUAUUAGUGUAAAAUGA
Plenodomus lingam JN3 is the source of this 3399-nucleotide messenger RNA. NCBI's taxonomy places the organism in Eukaryota, Fungi, Ascomycota, Dothideomycetes, Pleosporales, Leptosphaeriaceae. The record is from RefSeq and is a predicted model, not a curated record.